ACAGAGGAAUAUGGUGACGUUACAGGUUCCCGACUGGAUCUAGUCAGAGCUGAUGAGCGGAGCUGUUGACGGUGAACUUGAGCUUCCCCCUGACACUCGAGAGACGAGGCAGAACGCAGCGCACUGAUUGGACACGGCGCGAAUCAUGGCAGAAGAGGGCAGGAGGUCAAGGGUCAAGGAGGGAGGCUGGGGCUGGAUGAUCGUCGCCGGGUGUUUCUUGGCGAACAUCUGCACUCGCGCCGUGACCAGAUGCGUGUCCAUAUUCUUCAUAGAGUUCCAGCAGAACUUUGGUCGGGAUUACUCCUCCACGGCCUGGAUCCACAGCACCAUCGAUGGGAUCACGAUGUUUUGUGCGCCUCUGGGGGGUUUCCUCGGGAACCACUUCUCGUGCAGGUCGAUAGUGAUGGCGGGGGGGCUGCUGUCCUUCACUGGGAUGGUGCUCAGCUCGUUUGCCACCAGUCUGCCGUAUCUGUAUGUGACCAUGGGCAUUGUGACAGGGCUUGGGUUUGCUCUGAGCUACACUCCAUCUGUGGCGAUGGUGGGGAACUACUUCCACGAGAGAAAAGCUCUGGCCUACGGCAUUGGCCUCUCAGGUAGCGGCAUCGGGACGUUCAUCCUGGCCCCUGCCGUCCAGCUGCUGAUAGAGCUGUACUCCUGGAGAGGGGCUCUGCUGGUCCUGGGCGGGUUCGUGGCCAAUCUGUGUGUGUGUGGAGCUCUACUGAGGCCCGUCAAACCCAAACCUGAAGAGGACGACAGGAUAUGGGAAGACAAAAUGGCUGCCCAGAAAGAUUACGAAAUGCCAAAAAACACCGACUUGAUUUCAUUAGAUCUCACCAAAGAAGAACUGGCUCAACUCGAACACGACAACGCCAACAACUCCAACAAUAACAAGUCUAUCGAGAGCAGGACCGUGGCGAGCAUGAACCUGAAGAACACGACCGCGGAUAAAGACAGUCAGAACUUUUUACCCGGCGAUGCAAACAUGCCCCGCGCCUGCAUCGUGAGCCCCAAACCCUGCGGCCUGUGUCUGUGCCUGGAGUCGAAGGAGGAGUUCAGGUUCCUGUUCCACCCGGACUUCCUCAUCCUCCUGGUGUCCGUGCUGUUCAUGGCGUUCGGCUGCAGCGCCCCCCUGGUUUACCUGGUGCCCUACGCUCUCAGUGUGGGCGUGGACCACCAGAACGCCGCCUUCCUCAUGUCCAUAUUCGGCAUCAGCAGCAUCGUGGGGAACAUCACGUUUGGUUGGAUCACAGACCGGCCAUUCCUGAAGAAACACCGCCUCCUGAACUACAUGUGCGCGGUGCUGAUGGAGGGUUUGUGCUGUAUGGUUUUCCCGUUCCUCCUCUCGUUCCCCGGUCUCGCCGUGUGCGUCGUCCUUUACGGAUAUUUCGACGGGGCCUACGUGGCGCUCAUCCCCGUGGUCGUCUCAGAUGUGGUCGGGCCCUCGUGCUUGACCCCGGCUUUGGGCGUCGUCUACUUCCUCCACGCCGUACCUUACCUGGUCAGCCCGCCCAUCGGAGGUCUGCUGGUGGAUACGACAGGAGCGUACACCUCGACCUUUCACCUCUGCGGGGCCUCGUAUGUCAUCUCAGCUGGAAUAUUAACAGUUGCGAUGGCGGCCAAGAGGUGGUGGAGUUCCAAGUCCACUUCUGUUGUAUAAUACUUUACAAACUGCAAAACUCCAUGUGGAAAACUGCAGUAAAACACUUCAACUCCAGGUGGAACAAUUACGCAAUUCCCGAUGCUGCAACUGUCCGCGUCCGGAGGUCUGUGUGAGUGACGUAAACGGAUAUUUUUGUAUUUUUCAUGCAUAUAUAGUGUCCAUCCUCUCCAUACGUUGUCAUGUGUGGUGCUAUUUCACUAUAUUUUUACCAUGACGCUGUUACAGUCAGUAUUUGUUAUAAAUAAUGGCUGAAUUGACUAAGAAUGAUU
Messenger RNA from Periophthalmus magnuspinnatus, 1929 nucleotides. Its product is annotated as monocarboxylate transporter 12-B-like. Bases 146 to 1657 code for a protein of 503 amino acids. NCBI's taxonomy places the organism in Eukaryota, Metazoa, Chordata, Actinopteri, Gobiiformes, Gobiidae. The record is from RefSeq and is a predicted model, not a curated record. Gene Ontology annotation, biological process: transmembrane transport; monocarboxylic acid transport. The transcript has 8 exons. Gene Ontology annotation, molecular function: monocarboxylic acid transmembrane transporter activity.